Messenger RNA from Oncorhynchus masou masou (cherry salmon), 7570 nucleotides. Its product is annotated as hypermethylated in cancer 2 protein-like. The coding region runs from base 166 to 1725 and encodes 519 amino acids. Lineage: Eukaryota; Metazoa; Chordata; Actinopteri; Salmoniformes; Salmonidae. Gene Ontology annotation, biological process: regulation of transcription by RNA polymerase II. Gene Ontology annotation, cellular component: nucleus. The transcript is spliced from 3 exons. The record is from RefSeq and is a predicted model, not a curated record. Gene Ontology annotation, molecular function: protein binding; DNA-binding transcription factor activity, RNA polymerase II-specific.
CUCUCCCCCUUUCAGUUGGCUUUUAUUUAAAUUUGGGCCAGGGGGUAGGCUUCCCAGGGAAAUAGCCUGCAGUGGCAAGAUGGCGAACAGAGGGUUGUGAGGUGGGAUGGUAAAUGAAAAACGCGUUCAUCGAUGAAUUAAGGUGUGUAAACCAAAGUGUGUGUGAUGGAACAGCAGAAUCAUUCAAAGCAGCUGCUACUGCAGCUGAACCAGCAGCGAGCCAAAGGAUACCUGUGUGAUGUCAUCAUCGUGGUGGAGAACGCGCUGUUCCGUGCCCACAAGAACGUCCUGGCGGCUAGCAGCGUCUACUUCAAGUCGCUGGUCCCCCACGACAACCUCAUCAACCUGGACACAGAGAUGGUCAGCCCCUCCAUUUUCAGACAGGUGUUGGACUUCAUCUAUACAGGUUGUCUGUCCAGUUCUGACUCCGUCAGUGACCACAGUAUCUCGUCUCUCCUGAUCGCCGCCUCCUACCUCCAGCUGACUGAACUGGCUGCUCUCUGUCGCAGGAAGCUCAAACACAACGGUCAGACCCCCUCCAGCUCCAACAAGAUGACCCCCUCCUCUUCCACCUCCCCAACCCCAAAUGGACACACCCCUAGCCCCCUCUGCCUCUCCUCCACCCCCCUCCACAACCACCAGCACCAUAACAACCACUCAGGGUCCAAGAAGGGGAACCAGAGACCGAGCCAGGAGGGAAGGCUGAGAGAGGAUCUGUCCGAGAAGGUGUUUAUUUCAGGCUCGCGCUGUGCCUCCCUCAGCCCUUCUGGAGAAGGUAGGAGUAACGGGCUGGGACUGGACCUGUCCAAAAGGAGUCCGUCAGAGAGCACUGCCACAGAGGAGGUGUCCCCCAGCAGUCUGCUCCAGAGCUCUUCCCCCCACUCCUCCUCUCUCUCCCCCACUCCCACUCCUCCCACAACGUCUAGUGCUAAGCCAGAGCCUCCAAAGACCUCCACAGACCUCCAGCCCAGAGCCCCUCGCAAGAGGCCCCGAGGUGAUAAAGUGACCCCAGAGCUGGAGGAUGGAGAGGUAGAUGGAGAGGAGAACGGUCUUGAUCAGAGUGAGGGGAGUGGGCACAAUGGAAGAGGAGGAGGAAGAAAAGGGAGGAGAAACGGAAACACCAACUACAUCUACCGUCAGCCCCAGCCAGGGUUUGAGCCCGGUGUGGGGGACAACCUGUACGUCUGCAUCCCCUGUGGGAAAGGCUUCCCCAGCUCAGAACAGCUCAAUGCCCAUGUCGACACACACACCCACGACCAACUCUACCUGAAAGACGAGGAGGAGGAAGAGGAAGAGGAAUGUGGUGGAUACUUGAAGGACAAAGAUCCGGACACAUGCCCAGAUGACUCUGCAUCAAAGGGGAUGAAGCCUGACCCUGAAGAACCUGGGCAUCUCUGCACAGUCUGCAGUAAGAGCUGCAAGGACGCGACAUCACUACGGCAACACGAGAAGAGCCAUUGGCUGAACAGGCCAUUCCCCUGUAACAUCUGUGGCAAGCUGUUCACUCAGCGAGGCACCAUGACGCGCCACAUGAGGAGUCACCUGGGCCUCAAGCCCUUCGCCUGCGAGGAGUGUGGCAUGCGCUUCACACGACAGUACCGCCUCGCCGAGCACAUGCGGGUCCAUUCGGGGGAAAAGCCGUACGAGUGCCAGCUGUGUGGCGGAAAGUUCACCCAGCAACGCAACCUCCUUAGUCAUAUGAGGAUGCACACCUCGCCCUCAUAGAGGACACUUCACCAUGGUUACUGCAGCAGAACCACAGCUACCUGGGUUCUAUUAGGCUGUCUACCUCAUCUUAAGAUAACUAUCUGGACCCUCUGUUACCCAUAGUACCUCCUCACCCUUGUAAACACACCUGGCUUCUACCUCAUUUUCAGCUAACCAUCUGGAGCCUCUGUUACCCAUAGUACCUCCUCACCCUUGUAAACACACAUGGGUUCUACCUCAACUUCAGAAACUCACCUUGAAAUGAAUUACCUCACCUUUAUAACCACUCACCCCGAGUAACUUAACCAAUAUUUUCAACCUCUUAACAACUAUCACUUAUACCCUCACCCUUGUAACAACUAUCACCCAUGCCCUCAACUAGUGAUUCAUAUUUUCUCGAAAACCUACCAAGUUUUAAUACGGGGAAUAAUUUAUAUUUAUCGCAAGAGUCCCGGGAAAUACCGCAACAAAAUUGAAGUGCCCAUUCACAGGCCUUUAAAACCAAGAUAUGUCACUAUGCCUGGGUUCUCCCAAAAUAAGAUUGUCGCUGUGCCACAAUGCCGGCUUGGCUGCGCCACUGUAAAGGUUUCACAGCAAGUGAAACUGAUAUUUAGUAAUGAUAGAGUAACUUUGAUCACCAAUGACAUUGUUGUGAAUUGCGAAACAGGCCGUUCAUGAAUUCCGAGCAUGAUCAUGUUACUCAAUUAAUUUAGCCCAGGACUACUGCUGAAAUAUGCUAUCUCAAGACAGAGCAUGGUCAGGACCCACAGAGCGCACCCAGAGUAGGCUAUAGUGUUGUCGAAUCAUACAAACUUUGUAACUGCAGUCAAACAAAAGUCAAAUGACUAAAGUUGCUACGCUUGUUAACCUCCAACGAAUGACAAAAUAUCUCCUAUUUGGCAGAAUGGAGUUGAUGAUUAUACAGAUGGCAGAUCAGCUCAUGAAUAACUAGUAGUUGAAGAGAGGAAAUUGUUUAAAGAUCAAUGUAUCUUAACGGGGACCAUAUUCUCUACUCUCGUACUGUUUGUUGAUCUCACAUUCUGUACCGAUGCUCUCAUAUGGUCAGAAAUACGAAACAGCACAGAGAAGCGGGGGAAAUGUUCCAGGUAUUUUGACAUGCAUUGUUUUGUUUUUGAUUUAUUUAACCUUUAUUUAAUUAGGCAAGUCAGUUAAGAACAAAUUCUUAUUUACAAUGACAGCCUACCCCGGCCAGACCCUGACCCGGAAGUUGGUGGGCCAAUUGUGCGCCGCCCUAUGGAACUCCCAAUCACGGCCGGCUGUGAUACAGCCUGGAAUCGAACAAGGGUAGUGACGACUCUAGCACUGACAUGCAGUACCUUAGACCGCUGCGCCACUCCGGACAAGAGUCAAGAUUUCUGGUUUCAGUGGGAUUAUUGGGACUAUAGGAAAAUAGCCUAGGCUCUAUAUAAGGCUACUACCUGAGUCAAUAGAUAAUACACUUGAAUUUGGCUACAUUAUUCCAAUCUAAAUGUUUCUGAUCAGUGAUAAACAAAUAAAUUAACUACCACUUCUACUUGUCCAGCCAAGAUAAAUCAACCAAAUAUAUAGACAGAGAUUCAGUGAAACAAAAUCACAUUGAUUGAUUGACACAGGCUUUUUGUUGCGAGUAGGAAAGGCUACUAUGUGAGUGAAGAGCAAGCAGAGUUGUAUAACAUGCUAGCAACAUUUUCUGAUCAGCUAAUAUAUGAGCAAACUAGAGUAAAUAUGAUCAUUAGCACUCACCUCAACUUGACUAACAUUUCCCCAGCCUACCAAAUAUCCAAACGGAGAUUCAGUGAAAAUAAAAACCGGACAUUGAUUGAUUUAUCUAGACGAGUCCCCCACGCUUGUCUCGAAGCAGUGCGAUGGUGCUGUCUCCGUUAAAACUGCUGAAAUGAUCAUCUCGGUGACCACACACAACUAUUGCUUCAAUUUAGUAUAACGGUUGGAUAAAACUUUGGCAGUUUCAGUGUAACCAAGAAUUUGAUAUUUGCAAUAAUUUUGCUUUCCCCUACUUUAUUCUAAUAUUUUCAUCAUUCAGUUGAUCAUAACUCAGGUGUUAUCCUCUCUCUGCGCUUUUCCUCGGCCCAAUGCCUGUUUCCUCGUCUCCUCACUCAGGUGCUUCCCACCUCCACCACGUUGUUCUCAACACCAGUUUAAAUCAAUAUAGCCUACUGUUAUCUACAAAUCUGGCAUUUUUUAAUUCUGUGAUGUCGGACCAGGCCUGGGAUCAUACUUCAGCUCACUGGCUUGGGUCGGCCCGGGAUCGAAUUGUCAUUUCUGAUGAGAACUCUAAACUGCAUUCGGGUCUUGUGUGCAAUCCGGCAUUUGCUUUGCAUUUAUGACGACUUUGUGUAAAGAAAAUAUGCUAAGUUAAAGGCUUCCAUGUGACAACCUGUUUGGAUAAUGUACCAUUUUAUUUUUUGCCAAUCUGCUGCUGUAGAUGUUGGGCAUUUGGUGGAAUUGCAUUACUGUGACAUUGGGGUAAAUUUGGUAAUUUCCCGGGUCUUGUCACAAUUAUUUUUUGGGAAAUGUGGGGACAGUCCCAGGAUCCCGGUUACCAGUGUUAAUCCGUACCCUCAACCUCUUAACAACUAUCACCCAUACCCUCAUCCACUUAACAACUAUCACCCUCAUCAUGGCAACCAUGAUUCUGUACCUCUAUUUGAGAACUGUUCCUCAUCUUACUAAUACCAACCAUUAUUUCACCCUCAGAACCCAUCAUAAAUCCACAUUCAGCCAGCCAGCCAGCUGUUCUGGCUAUCUCAGGGUCAACACACCACACCUCUCCAUCUGACAUAAAACCAAAGACGCCUUCCUACCCAUCCCAGGUGGCUCAAAUAUGUUUUGAUGAUAGCUUUUAGCAUCCAACCAAACUAGCCCUCCCAGGGUGUCAGUCCAUGCUGUCGUUCCUCCAGGCUGUUGUAGCUGUCUCUCGCUGGCCAAUGGGGGACCUCAUUGGCUCUCCUGCCUCAUUAUCAGACACAUACUGAACCCCAGGCAAAGUUGGCUAGCAGUCACUAAUAUUAUGUUCUCCAGCGAGAUAGGACAGGUGAGUCAGCCUAGCCAGUGUGCAUAUAAUAACUUAUCACCUUUAAAUACACUGCCUGUUGGAAACGUGGCAUUAUUAGAACAUGAUCAGGGGUGUUCUAACAGCAAUGUUUGCUUUAUUUGUAGUUCAUACGUCAGACUUUGUAGUUUAACUUGGGUGUAAAAUGUUUGAGAACUUAGUGAGAACUUAGUUAUGCGUUUGUGAAUGUUUAGACUGGGUAUUUCUACUUUAAGGGGUUUGGGUCAGGUAGGGGUGUUUCUUUUUAAUUUCAGGCAUCAUUCUGUUGGUACCGUUGUUUUGUCUGCAUUUUUAAAAGGCUGGUCUACUGCUACUAGCCCUGUCACACUGCUACCUCUUCACUCUUCAGAUGAACCAUUUAAUGAUACUCUCCCAGUAUCCCUGUAUUAAGUUUGCUUUUGGUUUUCAACAAGUUCCUCUCGUCUGUUAAUGCUGUGAGGAGGGGAGAGUAUUGCUUCCUGGAUAAGUGUGUUACUGGUACAAGUGUAGGAGAUUGUAAGGUGAAAUCCAAAGAGAAAAUGAUUGCAAACUAACAACAACUAACGUUUUUCAAUGUCAGUGUAGUUUUAACGAUGCUAUUAUGUCCACUCCUAGUUCCACACAAACAGCCUUGUGGUAGAAAUGACUCAUGUUGAUUGGACCAACGUCACCUCAUUGCCUUACUUUGUCUUCACUAUGUCCUCAGGAGGACUACAUACGUGUCAUUUCUGAACAUCUAAGAAUGUGUUGUAAUUGCGUUGUUUUAGACUAGUAAGUACAUAGUUUUAAAAUUCUCUUUCCUACAUGUUUAUCACUUAAGUGUUGAAAAAAAGUCAUUUUUACUUCAGAAAGGUGUACAUAACUCAGGAACAUCGAUGUCAGGGUCUGGCGUCCAUCAAGUACAUAUCCACACUUAUGAGUUUCGUUAAACUGCAAAACUCUGGUUGUUUUGGUUCAGGCAUUUAGAAUGUCGACAGAUGAAAUGAAAGAGCAGAGCGAAACGGAUAAACAUGUUUCAGCUGUGAGGGUGAUAACUCUAAACCAUAUCUUCAGGGAUGGUUCCUCACAUUUUAACUGAAGAACCCUCUGCUGUGUUGUCAAACUGUCUGUACUGUCAGAAAGCAAAAACACUAGUUUCCUAAAGCAAGAGAUUUUUUAAAGGAGGUGGGUGGUGAUUAUCUUUCAAAUAACUUCUGGAUAAAAGUUAGAGGUGUUUUUAAAAUAUAUUAUAAAAUAUUAGUUCUUGAAUGUUAUCAGCAUGCAUUGUAUAAAAGAUACAAGCUUGUUCCAAAUCAACAGACUAUUUUCUAAACCAAAGCACAUACUGAACGACUGACGGCUUGUGUGGCGUAAAGUGUGAGUGUGUGGGAGCGUGAUCUCAUUGUUUACAUAAACCGAACAGUCAGACCUCAGGCAAGGAAUCGUUUUUUCACGUCUAGAAACAAAGAAAAGAACAGCAUUGUUUAUUUGCAUGUAUUGUUGAGCCUGUAAACUUAAGUAUCCGCAUGUUAUGAAAAUAUGAUGAAGCCAUUUUUGAUAUCUUGUUUGUUGUUGAUUGUUUGUUGUGACCAACCAAAUGUUUUACGAAGGGGUAGAAACAACAUGUGAAAAGGGAGUAGGCUGUAAUAUCAAGUUAUUUAGUCUACAACUCAUUAUUUUUAAGAAUAGGAAAUAUUACCUCCGAGUACACCAGUCAGGGAUUUGGUCACAAACCCUUUAUCCAGUUCCAUUAUUCUAUUUAUCUCUUACUGUCUCUCUCUUAUUAAGUAAGUUGUUGCAGUCACUUACAGACAGUGUAGUCUAUUGAUGAAUGUAUUUAUUAGUUUCCUGUUUUAAACCGCUUUAUGAAAUCUCAGUGGAUGAUUGUCAGGGGCUUUAUUACUUAGUUUCUCUCUAAACUGUAUUAGCAGUAACAAUGUUAAAGGGUUAGUUAACCCCAAAUAGCUUGACAACCACGCUGUGUGAGAACGUCAAACCAUGAUUUAUUGGGUGAACGGACCCUUUAAACAUGAUAUGGCUAUAAAUAAGAUCAAGCUCCCAGCCCAAGACACUGGAGACAGUGGGAAUGUACUGCUCCUGUGGUAUAGGUGUUUUGUACCACUUUUACCUCAUCCAAAGCAUGUAGAACACAAAGAUGAAAUGUUUUUUAUUGUGCUACAUUGUUUCCUGUUUUUCUGAGAAUGUAAUGUGUUGUUGUUGUCAUCUGUUCUAUAGGUGGUCUUAUCCAUUGGUAUGGGACCACUGACUCCUGGUACAGAUGCAAUAUGUAUUGUAUUCUACAGAAAGCAUUGGUUUUGUCAAAGCAACUUCUGUUAAAGGCUGGUAUUGUUACUAUUACAGAGACGCUUCUUGUUUAAUCUCUAUCUGAAAACCAAAGGUGUCUAUGGCAGCAUAAAUAUGUACAUAGUCACACGUGCCACUACUAAUCCAAACCAAGCCACUUAUGAACUAAACCAAAGGCAGUCUAAGGCAGCAGGUCUAUUCAUAUAAUUCCUAAGACUUCUGGGCAUGAAACCAUGUCAAAGCUGGCUUUAUGUAUUCAUUUACUGUCUUUGUACAACAAGUUUCUCUGUUCUACUAAAUAUUUGUUCAAUUAUAUAUAUUUUUCUCAGUCUUCAACAUGCUUUACUGAGAAACUCCAAAGUUCAAUUCCUCAGAGCUUGUGUUAAGGAGUUUCUUGAUCCGUGUGGUUCUCGCUGCACCAUGUGAUUCAACACAAUGUCAUGAUUCAGAGUCCACUGGUUAACCUGCAGUCUCUUAAUGUACAGAUAUGAGUGUCAUCUUUAUAAAGAUCUUUUCAUUAAACUUGAUUGG